AUGGCUAUCGAAAUAAAUGGGAAUCAAUUUAGAGGAAAAUCUCGCACAACUUUGAGUCAGAUAACUCAGCUAUCUGAUAAGUUGAGAAGAAGGAAGAUAGUAGGCAGCAAUCAAACAGCAUUAGAGACUGCUUUAUUGUUAAGACUUGUCGUUUCUAACGCGAAAUUUAGCUCUAUCGAAGAGUUAUUAGCAAUCGUCGAGGCUGUUGGUCAAUCCCUUUUAGAUUCACAGCCCAAAGAGUUGGCAAUCAUCAACGUGACUCGCAAGGUCCUUAAAUUGAUCAGAGAAGAAUACCAGCAAGCACUUAGAGCUUCAAAUCUAGAUAGCUCAGAGCCUGCACUUCGAUCGAGCUUCAUGACACCAAAGUUAUAUGACGUUGGAUUACCUAAAGAUCAAAUGAAUGAUAGUACAGCUCAAUCUUCGUCAUAUCAAUUUCAAAAAAGCAAUUCAGAUAUCGACGACUUUAAUAGAAAAUCGACAACAGUCAUGAUACAAGCGAUACAAGAAGUGAUUGAUGAAAUAGAAACUACAUAUGAGCAGGUUUCUAAGAACGCGUCGAACCACAUUAAGUCAACCGAUGUAAUUUUGACGAUUGGAAAAUCCAAAACGGCUGAAUCGUUUAUAAAAUCAGCAGCAACAACCUCGGGUGGGCUAAUGGUUUAUGUUGCGGAAAAUGCACCAUUAUUUAAUGGGAAAGACAUGGUCAAGUCGUUAGAGCAAGUUAAAGGUGUUAAAGUGAUAAUGAUCAGUGAUUCGACGAUUUAUUCAUUAAUGCCACGCAUAACAAAAGUAGUAAUUGGGACGCAUGUGGUGUUAUCAAAUGGUGGAAUUAUAGCAGAGACGGGCACUUAUUUAACCAGUGCGAUUGCAGGGAUGCAUGCGACACCUGUAAUAUGUGUAACGGGUCAAUUUAAGAUAACAUCAAAUAAGGAUAACAGGGAAAGCGGAGAAUUCAGUUCAAGUGACUAUGUGAACUCAGGCAAAAUGAUUAAGUAUGAUGAUGGAAGGGUAGUUGAUCGGGUAGAUGUAGGCGUACCUUAUUAUGAGUACGUCAAACCGGAAAUGAUUACGGUCUUUAUAACCAAUGACGGGGAGUAUCCACCGAUGUUGAUCCGUAGAUUGAUAGAUGAAGAGAUGAGUGACUAG
Molecule: messenger RNA, 1146 nt
Organism: Wallemia ichthyophaga EXF-994
Lineage: Eukaryota; Fungi; Basidiomycota; Wallemiomycetes; Wallemiales; Wallemiaceae
Product: Translation initiation factor eIF-2B subunit beta
Exons: 2
Coding region: 1-1146 (381 amino acids)
Biological process (GO): translational initiation
Cellular component (GO): eukaryotic translation initiation factor 2B complex
Molecular function (GO): translation initiation factor activity; guanyl-nucleotide exchange factor activity
Source: RefSeq, a predicted model, not a curated record